Messenger RNA from Hypoxylon fragiforme, 2829 nucleotides. RefSeq lists its product as uncharacterized. Lineage: Eukaryota; Fungi; Ascomycota; Sordariomycetes; Xylariales; Hypoxylaceae. The record is from RefSeq and is a predicted model, not a curated record. The coding region runs from base 316 to 2688 and encodes 790 amino acids. The transcript has a single exon.
ACACGCUAAAAUUAAUUGAUUUUCAAGGCGCGAUCUCUAAAUGCACCCCCACCACUUAAACGCGUCACAGCAUUCUUCUUUCCAUUCCAUACCUAAUCUCCAAAGCUAGUUAAUAAUUGUACAUCUUUAGAAUGAACAACGUCACUUUCUAAUACAUAGCACUACUCUUCUUCGUCUUCUUCUUCGUAUUAAUUUACAUUCUCUCAUCAAUCAAUUAGAUUCCAACUUAUAUCUUACAAAAACCAUUCCUACACUUGAUCGCAGCAUUAGUGAGUGAUAAUCCUAUUAGAUAUCACGUCGCGACUAGCUGUAAUCAUGGCGCCCCAAACACGCAGCUCGGGCAAGUCUUCUAAGGAUACCACAUACAAAUCAACUGCUCCAGCUCCCCAACAGCAAUUAUUCCCGGCUCGUCGACGUGCUGUCAAAACCUAUGGGCGUCCUCGCACUACCCGAAAAUCCCUCAGACAAGAAACAUUGACUCAGAUGAAUUUUGUAUCGCCAUCCAUGCCCGAGGAAAAUUUCCUCAUCUCAGAUGACGACGAAGAAGAAAGCGGGGCUAUGGUAGCUUCAGCUCCAGAGCCUGUGAAAGCCGUUCAGCCCAAGAAGAGGGGCCGUGGCAACCGUCGCAAGACUACUAACGAUGAAUUGGUGGUAGAGGAGAAGCCUAGGGAUGCCAAGAGACGGAAGACUUUGGGAGAUGCUCCCAACCCAGCCCCGUCAAGCAGCUUCCAUACACAAACAUUAACACAACUUCUCCCAAAAAUUGGCAGGGGAGAUGAUCAGGAGAAUCAGGAAGAUUGGCAAAUCGCCGAUUCGGAAGACGAGGAUAAUGCGGACUUCAUAUUAGAGACUCCGAAAAAGGUGGAGGAUCCAAUCCGAUUCAAGGAUGAUGAAGAAUCUAACCACCAACAACAACAAUCAAACCUCAAGUCUUCAAUUCCAAAAUCGGGAAUCUCUGCCACGCCAACCAAUCGUCAGACGAGGGCACAAUUGAGAGCAGUGGUUCCCUCCAGUACAUCGCCUGAAUCGCUAGCAACGCCAAUGGCAAAGAGGGCCGUAGAAUGGGAUGAUUCGCCAUUAAGGACAAAGUCAACCACCAAAUCCUCCCCUAUGACUCUUGCCAAGGUUCGGCAGAUAUCAAAGGGCCGAGUCAUCGCAGACUCGUUUACCACCUCAUCGCCUAGUCCAAAGAAAUCGGCAGCCAAUGCUACUCCAAGUAAGAGACUACGGUUUGAACUACCAGAAGAGAAAGAGAACAUCACGCCAGGAAGAACCGAGCCCAAGAUACCAAAAGUUCUGAGAAAGACUCCAGCACGGCCUGCCCUCCAGCCCCUGAGAAGUAUUUCCGAGGAGGUUCCUGACUCUGAUCUCGAAGAUUUAUAUGAGAGCGAGGAUGAGCUAGAAGAAACAGCUGUUGGGGACCAGAACACGUCCAUGGAACCAGACGCAGAGGAGACCUGUUACGGAGACAUCGGAGAAGAGACACAGGCCGAGCUUCUCGCUUCAACCAAAGAAAAUGUCAUUGCAUUGUCUGAGGAUGAUACACGAGAGUCAAGUCGAUCAGUGGUGUCUACCACUCCCACGCCAAUGCCAAAGCGGGUGUGGGGACCCUCUACAACAGAAGCUUCCGCCGUAAAGCAUACAGCAAUGUCAUCUCCCACGAAACGGCCAUCAGAUCCAGACUUGGAAUCGACACAGACACAAUUGUUCAGUCAAUAUCCAGACAGCCAACGAUUGUCUCUAGAAGCUAUCCGCGCUCUUGGUCCGCAGCAUGGGUCUUCGGAUAUACUCAUAUCACUUGCUCCCGAACCCUUGGCGCAGAUUCUCAAUCGUAGGAAAAAUCAUGAAUUCAGAAAGUGGCACGUGAAUGACGACCUCCUGGAACGCGUUUGGAUUUAUUCGACCUCAUCAAAGGAGGUGAAAUAUAUGUUCAAAGUUGGCCCUGCGAAGCGACCCGGAGAGAUCGAAGAUGAAGACGGUAUCGGAAAUAAGGAGUUCAACCAGAAUAAACUGCCUGAAAGAUACUUCUACCAGAUAUACAACCCGAGCAGAUCUGGUGAGAUCUACGCGUACGAGAUCCUUCAGGUUUACGAGCUCAACGACCCCCUCUCUCCAGAGGAGCUGAAGAAGAUAUCUGGGAUAAAAGCUUCGCCGCGCACAUACAAGCACAUUCCACCCGCAGCUAUCGGAGAACUCACGGCCAAUCUGAAGUGUGCCUUAUUUUCUGAGGAGGAUGAGGAUUUUGCGGAACCUGAUAUACCUAAACUACAGUUAGGUGCACCGACGCAGCCCGCAUCGGAGCCGCGGGGUGAGUCGUCGCUUAGAGCGACUAGCAAAGCUAUCCAACCCGAGACUAGUUACGCCAAGCCUAGUGUGCCUAAACUUCAGCAUGGCUCUUCAAACCAAAAGACUCCUCGUUCUGUGAGACCCUCGCAGGCUACUACGGUUUCGAGCCCGAAUAUUUCUCCCGAGAAGUCACUCCCGCGCGGAAUGAACCCGUUGAGCGAUAUAAUACUCCGCAACAUGCCUCCUAGCAGCAGCCCCACGGCUUAUCGCACGACUGGAAACGAUUCUUUGCGAUCUUCCCAGUUCCCGACGCGCAGCCAGAUGCUGCCAGAUAGCUUGGUGAACGACGAGAUUCGAGCGCCGCCACCAAUUAUCUGGGACUCGGAAGAUGAGUCUGACUGAAUGUCUAGUUGUGAUUCAGACACGUGAUGAUGAGGCCAUGUGAUUAUGAUUUCAGGUGCGAUUUCAGGUACAAUUUCAGGGGCUAUGCAUAAGUAAGGUACCUACACACGAGGUAGCUUAGUGCAAAAGAAACAGUCGAAG